Molecule: messenger RNA, 1905 nt
Organism: Closterium sp. NIES-67
Lineage: Eukaryota; Viridiplantae; Streptophyta; Zygnematophyceae; Desmidiales; Closteriaceae
Source: the annotation of a GenBank genome assembly
ACUCUGGACUCGGGACUCUGGACUCUGGACUCUGGACUCUGGACUCUGCGCUCUGGACUCUGGGCUCUGGACUCUGGACUCCGGACUCGGGACUCUCGACUCUGGACUCGGGACUCUCGACUCUGGACUCCGGACUCGGGACUCUGGACUCCGGACUCGGGACUCUGGACUCUGGACUCUGGACUCGGGAUUCUGGAAUCUGGACUCGGGACUCUGGACUCUGGAAUCUGGACUAGGUACUACGGACUCUGGACUCUGGACACUGGACUCGGGACUCUGGAUUCAGGACUCGGGACUCGGGACUCUGGACUCUGGAAUCUGGACUCUGAAAUCUGGACACGGGACUCUUGACUCUGGGCUCCGGACUAGAGAAUCUGCACUCUGGACUCUGGACUCUGGACUCUGGACUCCGGACUCGGAACUCUUGACUCUGGACUCGGGAUUCUGGACUCUGGACUCUGGACUCCGGACUCUGGCCUCUGGACUCGGGACUCUGGACACUGGACUCGGGACUCUGGCCUCUGGACUCAGGACUCUGGACUCUGGACUCUGUACUCGGGACUCUGGUCUCUGGACUCUGGACUCUGGACACUAAACUAUGGACUCUGGACUCGGGAAUCUGGACUCUGGACUCUGGACUCUGGACUCUGGACUCUGGACUCGGGACUCUGGACUCGGGACUCUCGACUCGGGACUCUGGACUCUGGACUCUGGACUCUGGACUCGGGACUCUGGACUCUGGACUCUGGACUCGGGACUCUGGACUCUGGACUCCUUACUCUGGCCUCUGGACUCGGGACUCUGGACUCUGGACUCUGGACUCUGGACUCUGGACUCUUGUCUCUGGACUCUGGACUCUGGACUCUAGACUAUGGACUCUGGACUCGGGACUCUGGACUCUGGACUCUGGACUCUGGACUCUGCACUCUGGACUCUGGGCUCUGGACUCUGGACUCCGGACUCGGGACUCUCGACUCUGGACUCCGGACUCGGGACUCUGGGCUCUGGACUCGGGACUCUGGACUCUGGACUGGGGACUCUGGACUCUGGACUCUGGACUCUGGACUCAGGACUCUGGACUCGGGACUCUUGACUCUGGACUCUGGACUCUGGACUCUGGACUCGGGACUCUGGACUCGGGACUCUGGACACUGGACUCGGGACUCUGGAAUCGGGACUCUGGACUCUGGACUCGGGACUCUGGACUCUGGACUCUGGACUCGGGACUCUGGACUCUCCACAUUGGACUCUGGGCUCCGGACUUGGGACUCUGGACUCUGGACUCUGGACUCUGGACCUUGGACUCUGGACUCUGGACUCGGGACUUUCGACUCUCGACUCGGGACUCUGGACUCUGGACUCUGGACUCGGGAUUUGGGCUCUGGACUUGGGACUCUGGACUCUGGACUCUGGACUCGGGACUCGGGACUCUGGACUCUCCACAUUGGACUCUGGACUCGGGCCUUGGACUCUGGACUGUUGACUCGGGACUCGGGACUCUGGACCCUGGACUCUGGACUUGGGACUCUGCACUUUGGACUCUGGACUCUGGACUCUGGACUACGGACUCGGGACUCUCGACUCUGGACUCGGGACUCUCGACUCUGGACUCCGGACUCAAGACUCUGGGCUCUGGACUCGGGACUCUCGACACUGGACUGGGGACUCUGGACUCUGGACUCUGGACUCUGGACUCUGGACUCUGGACACGGGACUCUUGACUCUGGGCUCGGGACUUGGGACUCUGCACUUUGGACUCUGGACUCUGGACUCUGGACUCUGGACUACGGACUCCGGACUCUCGACUCUGGACUCGGGACUCUCGACUCUGGACUCCGGACUCAAGACUCUGGGCUCUGGACUCGGGACUCUCGACACUGGACUGGGGACUCUGGACUCUGGACU